Molecule: messenger RNA, 1599 nt
Organism: Daktulosphaira vitifoliae (grape phylloxera)
Lineage: Eukaryota; Metazoa; Arthropoda; Insecta; Hemiptera; Phylloxeridae
Exons: 4
Coding region: 1-1599 (532 amino acids)
Molecular function (GO): nucleic acid binding
Source: RefSeq, a predicted model, not a curated record
AUGAAUGAUAUGUAUAUGGACGACUACCUGGGAGGUGCCGAAUCAAUACAAGCGGCUAUUAUAUUACGCGAUUACAUUAUCGAGAUAAUGAAGUCAGCCGGUUUCAAACUACGUAAGUGGGCAUCAAAUUGUCCACAAAUGUUAACUGGUAUACUAAAUGAUGACAAUGACCCACUAAUCGUUUUAAAUUUAGACGACAACGAAAUAAAAACAUUAGGAUUGUGUUGGAAUACUGACAAUGGCAGCUAUCAGUUUAAAUUAAAUGCGGAAGAGAAAACAAACAUCAACAAUACAACCAAAAGAGCGUCAGUUCAAAUUCAUGGAUUUGCCGACGCGCCUGUUCACGCAUAUGGAUGCUGUGUGUACUUAAGGGUAACUGAAAACAAUGAUGUUUCAUGUAUUCGGCUAAUCGCAGCGAAGUCAAGAGUAGCUCCUUUGAAAGUAAUCUAUUUGGCUCGAUUAGAACUAUGUGCGGCCGUUUUACUUUGCCAUCUAGUAGAAAAAAUCGUGAACAAAUUAAAUUUAAAUGUAAGUAAACGUUAUUUGUGGUUCGACUCGACUAUAACGUUAGCUUGGAUAAAAUCGUCAUCCAACAGUUGGAAAACAUUUGUUGCAUACCGUGUUGGAGAAAUACAGUCAUUAACGGCGAAAAAUGAAUGGAAUCAUGUUAGGUCUGCUGAGAACCCAGCUGACAUAAUAUCAAGAGGCUGUAGACCUGAUCAACUUUGUUAUUCAAAAAUUUGGUGGGAAGGCCCUGAUUGGUUAUGUUAUGAUGAGAAAAAUUGGCCUUUGAGUACGACAGAAGCGCCGCCUCUACCUAUGGAAGUACUUGAACAAAUAAAUUCGGCGAUGAUAACCGUUACUACAACAGGUAUGGAAAUUUUUAAUUUAAUACAUCGUUAUUCGUCAUGGAUGAAAUUAUUUCGUGUGACAUGCUAUUGUUUGCGGUGGUUUAAUAAGACAAUUCGCAAAAAACAAUUUCCUUCAACCUCUAUUGAUCACGGCAAAUUAGUUCGACUGCUUCCAUUUCUAGAUGAAAAUAAUGUGUUAAGAGUAGGCGGUCGGUUAAAUAAGUCAACUCAUAUCAGUGAUGAACAAAGAAAUCCAAUCCGUUUGCUUCACGCCGGUCCGCAAGCACUAUUAGCUGCCGUGAGAGAAAAAUUUUGGCCAUUAAAUGGACGAAAUCUAGCCAGAAAAAUUGUACACGAAUUUGUGGUUUGUUUUCGUUCUAAGCCAACUGUAUUUACACCAAUUAUGUCCGAUCUACCAGAAUCACGCGUAGAACCAACUAGAGCUUUUCAAGUGAGUGGUCUAGAUUAUUGUGGUCCUGUUUUAAUAAAAGCAAGUUUAAAUCGAAAAGCACCGAAAUUAAAAGCUUAUAUUUGUGUUUUUGUUUGUUUUUCGACAAAAGCAGUACACGUCGAGUUAGUUAGCGAUUUGACGUCUGAGCAUAUUUUAACAGCUCUGCGUCGAUUUACUGGUAGAUGGGGAUUAUGUACAACACUUUAUUCAGACAACUCCACUACUUUUACUGGUGCAAAUCGACAAUUAAUUGAAUUGAUCAAAUUUUUAACUUCUCCAGAGAACAUCGAAAAAUAA